GAAGUUAAACAAACAACUCCCUCCUCCCUCGCCUCGCCCCCGCAGACACACCACCGACGACAACCACCUCCAGCGUUAAUGCUCCACCGACGCCGGUAAUGGCCACCGCCGUCGCCGCAGUGACCUCGCCGGAUCUCUUCUCGUUCCACGCGUCCAUCGCGCCCUUGCCGGCACCCCUGGUCGACGCUGAAGACGGCGAUGGCGACUUCGAGUUCCGCAUCCCCGCGGCGGUUGCCGCGCUCUCCGCCGCGGAUGAGCUCUUCUCGGACGGAAAGCUCGUGCCUCUCCUCCCGCUGCUGAAUCCCACCUCAACCUGCUCCGCUCCGCCGUGCGUGGAGGAGCCUCCCUCGGAGCCCGCGUCUCCCCGCGCGCCGCGGUGCGCUGGGCGGCGGUGGCGUGAUCUCCUCCUCCUCGUGACAAAGAAGCCCAAAGUCGGCGAGACCAAGGGUCGCACGGAAGGAGCUCUGGGACGGCGGGAGGCGCAUUCGCGGCCGCUCCUGUCGCGCGACUCCUCCUCGUCCUCGUCGGCCUCCUCGUGCGACUCCGGCAAGAACGCGCGCCGCCCGCCGCCCCCGUCGCGCCCACCCCUGCGGACGCGCUCCGCGCCGGUGGCGAGCCUCCUCCACCUCAUGUCCAAGAAGACCGCCAGCGACUGCAGGAACAGCGCCGCCGCGGCCACGCCCCCGAAGCAGCGGCAGCAGCAGCAGCCGUGCGCGCACCCGCUCCUGACCCGGGCCUCCUCGUCGUCGUCGGCCUCCUCCUCGGACUCCGGCAGGAACUCCCGCCCGCCGUGGCAUCCGCGCGGCCCCGCGCGGCCAUGGCGCCCCGCGAUAGCCGCCGAGAGCCCGCGUGUCAGCGCGUCCGGCCGCGUGGUGUUCCGGGGUCUGGAGCGGUGCUCGAGCACGCCCGCCGCGGCGGGCGUCGGCAGCCUGCGGCGGCCGCGGCCGAGGGGCAUGGAGCGGUCGUACUCGACCAAUGUGCGCGUGGAUCCGGUGAUCAACGUGUUCGGGUUCGGGCACCUGUUCUUCCCAGGUUCGCCAGCCAAGGAGAAGAAGGCCGACACCGCCGGGGGCGGCCGGAGGAACAGGCCGGAGAAGCUGGCGAUGAUGCUGAGAGAUCCGCAGGAUUAGGUGGUGGCCAUGCUGGAAAUAACGCAUGAGAUUCGUCUUGUCGCGGAUUCUUCUCUGUAUUUUUCAUCUUGUUUUCUUUCAGUUUUGUAAUAUACAGCUACUCCUCUUGUUUAGAACUAGAUCUCUCAAAUUUCAGAGACCUCAUGCCAAUCUGAACCUACUCUGAUCUCUGAACCGUCUUCAGAGUGGGGAUGUAAAAAAUUUACUCAUGAACAGAAGAACGUUUGGUUCCAAAA
Messenger RNA from Hordeum vulgare subsp. vulgare (domesticated barley), 1366 nucleotides. RefSeq lists its product as uncharacterized. NCBI's taxonomy places the organism in Eukaryota, Viridiplantae, Streptophyta, Magnoliopsida, Poales, Poaceae. The record is from RefSeq and is a predicted model, not a curated record. The transcript has a single exon. Bases 99 to 1130 code for a protein of 343 amino acids.